Messenger RNA from Lates calcarifer (barramundi perch), 1949 nucleotides. Its product is annotated as insulin-like growth factor-binding protein 3. The transcript has 4 exons. The record is from RefSeq and is a predicted model, not a curated record. Gene Ontology annotation, cellular component: extracellular region. Gene Ontology annotation, molecular function: insulin-like growth factor II binding; insulin-like growth factor I binding; fibronectin binding. Bases 152 to 1039 code for a protein of 295 amino acids. Gene Ontology annotation, biological process: regulation of insulin-like growth factor receptor signaling pathway. NCBI's taxonomy places the organism in Eukaryota, Metazoa, Chordata, Actinopteri, Centropomidae.
AGUAGACCACAAGCUAUUCGGGGGUGUGACUACAGUCACUGGGGUCUAUAUAUUGAGAUGUUUUGUCCAGUGGCUUUAUGUGAAUGAGAGAGAAGCUGCCCAGAGAAAAGUCACCACAGUGGGACGGUGCGCUUCCUCACUUUGACACCAUAUGCUCCUAGACGCCGCAAUGGAUUCCUGUUUUCGCGCACUUUGCAUGACUUUUGUCCUGGCCUCGUUCACCCGGAGGUCAGGUGCGGUCGGACCGGUUGUCAGAUGCGAGCCGUGUAACGUCGGAGCGCGGCUUUUGUGCAAACCUUUGCCCAAGGACUGCGCCGAGAAGGUCCGCGAGCCGGGCUGCGGCUGUUGCAUGACUUGCGCGCUGAGCUUCGGCCAGCCGUGCGGCGUGUACACUGGUAGAUGUGGCUCCGGACUGACUUGUCAGCAUCAGCCCGGCGAGACGAAACCCCUGCAGGCUCUGCUGGAGGGACGGGGGAUUUGUGCAAACGCUACUAACAAGAGACAAACCGUAAGACCAACACCUCCAGUCAAUGAACUACCAGCAGAGAAUAUUGACACUCAGGACGAGGAGCGGAAUUCCACCAGCUCCAGCCUUCAGAUCUCAUACAGCACCCACAGACCCACGGGCCCCCUGAUAUCUCCGCUUCAUCCUUUUUUCCCCUCUACUAAGUCAGAAGUCCUGAGACGGGAGCAGCAGAAACGAACCCAAAGCUUUAAAAUGGAGGAGCUCCCAGGACCACUCAUCACAGACCAGCAAAACUUCUCUCUAGAGACCAAGCAGGAGCCUGAGUAUGGUCCCUGUCGGAGAGAGAUUGAGAGCAUUCUCAGCAGCCUCAAGAUUACAGACAUUCUCAACCCCAGAGGUUUCCGCAUACCAAACUGUGACAAGAAGGGCUUCUAUAAGAAAAAACAGUGCCGUCCAUCCAAAGGCAGAAAGCGUGGCUUCUGUUGGUGUGUGGACAAAUACGGGCAACCUCUGCCAGGUUUCGAUGGGAAGGAGCGAGGAGACGCCCAGUACUACAACUCCGAGAGCCAAUAAGAACGGAGCAGGACGGAGGGAGGGAGGGUGGGAGUGAGAGCAAAAAGAAUUGUAAACAAAUGGAGACACUGAGGAUAUUGGGAGAGAGGUCAAGAGAUGGCUCGACCGAUAUGUGGAUGUUUGCUAUUUCUAUCUGUUGCCUGUGGGACCUUUUUUCUGAGGCAUGAGCAAGGGGAACAGAGGAAGAGUACCAGGAGGAAAAAAAAAAACAAAAAGUCCUCCAUGUGGCAGAUACAGUCUGUACUUUUCUGCGUCGGGAAGGAUUCUUUAUAAGCUGUUUGUCUCUGACCCGACCUGGACGGCUUCUGGGAAGAGGAUACACUUGAUCUCAGAGGCCCUACUCUGAUCAUAAGACACAGAGACAUUUGUACUCGCCACAAACGUUGAUGAGAACGCUCUUCAUUUUAACGCACAAUUACGUGGCAUUGCACAUGUGUACAUGAUGUGUAAUCAUAAUUUGUAUGCUUGUGAUUUCUUAUAAAGACAUUGUGUGUUGUCAUGACAACCAUAAAGUCUAUGUAUGUCUGAAUACGUCUCAGAGUAAGCAUGCAGUGCCUCGCCAUGAAUUCCUUUUCAAUGAAUUCCACUUUUUUUGCCGUUGCUUCCUGCUCCUCGGGGAGUUGGAUGGGACUGUGCAGCUCAAACACUACAGUGCAUAUGAAUUUGUACUCAGACCACAGAAAGAAAAGAGGGACAUUUUCUGUUAUCUGUUACCGUGGUUGUUACUGUUUUGUUGUCACAUCGCAUAAGCUGAAUUUUUGGGAUAAAGGCCACAAACCGUUAUCUCUGAUCUCUGUGUAGCCAGUGAUUAUUUUCAUCACUUGCCUUGGUUUAAGUAAAUAUGCUGUUUGCAUGUACAAUGCAACCCUCAUAGGUCUAUUUUUACUUAAUAAAGGCAGUAUAAAAUGAU